This is a messenger RNA of Solanum dulcamara, 857 nucleotides long. Its product is annotated as protein cornichon homolog 4-like. The record is from RefSeq and is a predicted model, not a curated record. Lineage: Eukaryota; Viridiplantae; Streptophyta; Magnoliopsida; Solanales; Solanaceae. Bases 114 to 518 code for a protein of 134 amino acids. Gene Ontology annotation, biological process: vesicle-mediated transport. The transcript is spliced from 5 exons.
CGCAACUCUACUUUGUCGUGCUUGUGUAUAGGAAGCACAAAGGCAGAAAUCUAUCGGCAGAAAAAAAAGGGGGCAAAAAAAACGAACAAGAGAAGGAAGAAGAAGAAAUUGCCAUGGGCGAUCUACUCUCGUGGCUAUUCUCCUUCUUCCUUCUCGUAGCUGUUCUUGGUACUAUCCUAUACCAGCUCAUGUGCUUGGCAGAUCUUGAAUAUGAUUAUGUCAACCCUUAUGAUUCAGCAUCUCGGAUUAACAGAGUAGUGGUGCCAGAAUUUGCUCUUCAAGGAGCAUUGUGCUUCCUACAUCUUGUGACAGGGCAUUGGGUGAUGUUUCUGAUAUGUCUACCAUACUUAUAUUAUAACAUCAAAGUCUAUACUGAUCGCUGCCACUUGGUAGAUGUAACGGAAAUUUUCAAUCACCUUCCGUGGGAUAAGAAGGUUCGGUUGUAUAAGCUUGGAUACCUUGUGAUACUUCUUGCCUUCUCGAUAUUCUGGAUGGUUUGGAGCAUUGUGGAUGAGUGAGUAUGAGGAAUUGCCCCUUCCACGAAGGGUUUGAUCGAAUGAAGAAAUUGGGAUUUUUCGGGCACUGGCACGGUGGAGCUGGCCUUUAAUGGUGCCAUAAACGGAUUGUGGUGAUGGCUUUACGGAAUUAAUCUUAUCUGAAGGGAGAGUUGGAAGUCGUCAACUGGCUGGAAAGCAUACACUUUCUGAUGCUUGAGUUACAUCUCUUUUUUUCUUUUUGGUAGAUUUAACUUUAUGAUGCCCUUUAAGCAUCUAAUUUAUUGGGCAAUAGGCAUAUGGUUGAACUUGUGUAAAUCAGGAUAUACCCAUUGGGAUCUUAUGUCAUAAUGUCUUAGCAAA